AUGGGCAACUGGGAUGGGGCCGAGGAGGACGAGAGGGCAUCUCCCCCGGCCCUGGGGACUGCCACCAGGCCAGAGGACGCCGGACAGGCUGAGGAGGUGCCGAGGGAAGGUGGCCAGUUGCUGCAGGCCGAGACCCGGGCCUGGUUCCAGAAGACGCAGGCCCAUGGGCUCCUGCAGCACGGGGCGGCCCCUCCCUGGUUCCACGGCUUCAUCACCCGGAGGGAAGCGGAAAGGCUGCUGGAGCCCCAGCCACUGGGAUGCUACCUGGUGCGAAAGACCUUCGUGCUGACUUACCGAAGCCAGACUUGCUGUCGCCACUUCCUGCUGGCCCAGCUCAGGGACGGGAGCCACGUGGUGCUGGGCGAGGACAGCACCCACGCACGGCUGCAGGACCUGCUGCAGCACUACACGGCAUGCCCACUCGGCCCCUACGGGGAGACGCUCAGCCAGCCCCUCGCCCGCCAGAAACCUGAGCCCACAGGACUUUCCCUGAAGACUGAAGACUCAGACUCUGGAAGCAAGAGCCAGGAGCCACCCCCCGAGUAUAGCCCAAUCCUCAAAAAGGAGCAGCCUGCGGCGCCCACGCAGAAGGAGGGGGCGGGCGAGCCGAAGGAGCCCCCGCAGCCGCCCAGGCCCAAGCCCCCCGCGCGGGCGAAGCCGCAGCUGCCCCGCGACGUCUACACGAGCCCCGCCCCGCGACCCCGCCCGGCCCCGCCCCCCAAGCCCUCCGUGCCCAUCUACCAGGAGCCCGACGAGCCCAUAGCCUUCUAUGCCAUGGGCCGGGGCAGCCCCGGGGAAGCCGCCAGCAACAUUUACGCGGAGGUGGAGGUGGAGAUGCCGUCGGGGGGUGAGGGCUGGCCCGGCAUCCGCGGGCACCCCGCGCUCCGGAAGUGCAGGUCCAGGCCUGUAUCAGGAAGCCAGAGUCCAGGUGGCCAGCACCUGCAUUCCGAGAACUCGGUGGCCGGACACGCCCCUCCUGUGCCCCACCAGCCCCUGCCUCACUGGGGGCACACUCUCCCUCACAACUUUUCUAGACAGGUGCUUCAGGACAGGGGACAGGCGUGGCUCCCCCUGGGGCCGCCUCAGUAGCCGGGGAGUCCAAGUUGGGGUGAUAACCUGGGGCAGCAGGCGUGGACACCUGCACACACACCCAGGUGCCCUUCCCAGGAAAUCUGGACGGAACAAAGUGGAGGUGAUCAGAGCUGGAAGGGACCUCAGCCGUCAUCAAUUGCAAAGAUGGAAGAAAAGUGUCACCUUGAAUGUCAGCUCCGAUCCAUGAUCCAUUGGUCGUGGCUGCCCAGGGCACUGCACUGGAAAGGACGUUAAGGUCACUUCUGAACUCAGCAGAAAGAGCGUGUGACUGAUGGGUGAUGUCUCUGUGGGGGAGGGCAGGAAGAGGGGCCGCCUCGCCCUUCCUGAUCAAGGCCAAGCCCCCCGCUGUGCAGACCAGGAAACAAAGCCGGAGGGAGAGGACUUGGCUAAGGUCAAGGACUUGGGCCGGGCCUCCUGAGCCCCUGGUGUAGUGCUCUGUUCCCGACCCCACACCCGCGAAGUCUCCUGCAGGGGGAAGUCAGCAACUUCCUGGACAGGAAGUCUGCCGCGUUCCAGAGUUCUGCCACAUGGGACCUGGGUGCUGGUUCCCUUCCUCCAGGUCCCAGCUCAGCCCUGUUCCUCUGUCCCCACCAAGAAGCCUGGAGGUCAGAGGGGCAAAUGAGGGCCCACUCUCUAUUAGGGGCACAGCCCCGGUUCCCUCCCGGAGUCCUCAGGGGCUGGCACCCCUCUGAGGAGGGGGCUGGGAGGGCCCAGCGGCCUCCCGCGGCCCGGCCUCUCCUGGGGUCUGACUCCCCAGACCUCCAAGCCCCGGGGCUGGGCCCUGCUGCAAUGCUGCUGUCGUCUGAGGAGCAGUUCGGCGAGAACAGAUGUUAGAAAUUUGUUGAUUCUUGUCUGGUUAAUAAAUCAUCGCCAACCUCCGCGCCCACAGGGAUCCAGCUCCUCCUGCCUCCGUCUCUCCCAUAUUGUGCAAGGCAGGUGGUGGGACCACUGCAGUGAUGGGGAGAGGAGUCUGGGAGGUGAGACACAUGCACAGGGUCACCGAUCUGUGGGCUGGGGACCGGGAGACCCCAAGACAGGGGACACAGACCUCUUUCUGCAACGUGUUCCCUCCCUAACUGGGCCGGUCUAGCCAGGGAGCCAGGGACGGAAGGGCGGC
Pteropus alecto (black flying fox) is the source of this 2209-nucleotide messenger RNA. It is a transcript of the gene SH2D2A, whose product is annotated as SH2 domain containing 2A. Lineage: Eukaryota; Metazoa; Chordata; Mammalia; Chiroptera; Pteropodidae. The record is from RefSeq and is a predicted model, not a curated record. The transcript is spliced from 7 exons. Gene Ontology annotation, cellular component: cytoplasm. The coding region runs from base 1 to 1089 and encodes 362 amino acids.